AUGCGAAAAGCUGCAAAUGUUAUACUGGAAGAUAAUACUCCGCCAAUAAGUCCUUCUUCAUCAUUUUCACGUUUUAAAGUAGGAAGAAUAAUUGCUGCUCGCAACAAGAGAGACAGGAAAACAGAAAAUAAGGCUUUGAAGAUAAAAGUUUUAGAAAUGCGAAGAAUCAUUAAAAGAUACAAAAUGCGUAUAAUGCCGGCACUACACAUAGGCCAACGCGUUGGCAAGCGCGCUGCCCCAGCCACUUGCCCAAUGUGUAGAACGGGCGUUGGCGCAUUGUAUUUGAACGUUGGCCGGCGCGCUUGCGAGCUUGCCGCGCGGUGUCGGCAACAUCAAAGGGCACUUGUCGCAAACUUGCGUCGCACCAACCACAACAUUGCACACACAGUUUGCCCGGAGCAGCGAUCAAGAGUGCAUGUUUUCUUUUUGCGGCGAAUUAACACCUAA
Arctia plantaginis is the source of this 447-nucleotide messenger RNA. The record is from the annotation of a GenBank genome assembly. Lineage: Eukaryota; Metazoa; Arthropoda; Insecta; Lepidoptera; Erebidae.